CCCGUGCUGGUAUCUGGUGUCCAUAAGAAGUUGAAGUCUGAGCUUUGGAAACCAGAAGCUUUCAGCCUGGAAUUUGGAGAUCAAGAUGUAGAUUUGGUGAACUGCAGGAACUGUGCCAUAAUUUCAGACGUGAAAGUGCGUGACUUCUGGGAUGGCUUUGAGAUAAUAUCUAAACGGCUCAGAUCAGAAGAUGGUCAGCCAAUGGUACUAAAGUUAAAGGACUGGCCUCCAGGGGAGGACUUUAGAGAUAUGAUGCCUACAAGGUUUGAGGACUUGAUGGAAAAUCUUCCUCUUCCUGAAUAUACCAAGAGGGAUGGCAGACUGAAUUUGGCUUCUAGGCUGCCCAGCUACUUUGUCCGUCCUGACUUGGGUCCCAAAAUGUACAAUGCCUAUGGCUUAAUUACUGCAGAAGACAGACGAGUUGGUACCACAAACCUGCACUUGGAUGUGUCUGAUGCUGUUAACGUCAUGGUGUAUGUUGGGAUUCCCAUUGGGGAAGGCACCCAUGAUGAUGAAGUUCUGAAAACAAUUGAUGAGGGAGACGCUGACGAUGUAACAAAGCAGCGAAUCCACGAAGGACGAGAGAAACCUGGAGCAUUGUGGCACAUCUAUGCUGCCAAGGAUGCUGAAAAGAUACGGGAACUUCUCCGGAAGGUUGGAGAAGAACAAGGCCAAGAAAAUCCCCCAGAUCAUGACCCCAUUCAUGACCAAAGUUGGUACUUGGACCAGACCUUACGUAAGCGACUCUAUGAUGAGUAUGGUGUACAAGGCUGGGCAAUAGUGCAGUUCCUUGGAGAUGCUGUGUUCAUUCCUGCAGGUGCUCCCCAUCAGGUCCAUAAUUUGUACAGCUGCAUUAAAGUUGCAGAAGAUUUUGUGUCUCCAGAGCAUGUGAAGCACUGCUUCCGUCUGACCCAGGAGUUCAGGCACCUGUCUAAUACUCAUACAAACCACGAAGAUAAACUGCAGGUGAAGAACAUUAUCUACCAUGCAGUGAAAGAUGCUGUUGGCACACUGAAAGCUCAUGAAUCCAAACUAGCUAGAUCGUAGGAACUGCUAAUUCCAAAUGCCCUGUGAAGUAAGCCUUUUGCUCACAGUAUAUCCAGGGACUGCACACGACUGCCUCUGCAGGAGCAGAGGCUUCUCACUAAGAGCUGGUGUGGUCAGUAUUGCACACACUCUUCAGCCACUGUUUUCUAUGCUGCCUCAACACUGAAGGUCUAAUGGAAGGUUGCACUGUUACAUGCAGAAUUCCAGAUUCUAACAAAAGGUGCCAUGUCCCUUUCCUGUGGCCUUUUGCAAAUUCUAAGAACACGGAAACCACUUGGUGUUCCUGCAUAUUAUGAUUAGAAAUGGUAUAAAGAGUGUGGAUGGUUUUUUUUCCUCAUGCCUAGUUAGUCUCCACAAAGUUAGAAGGAAUGUGCUGGAGGUGGUUUGUCCUACUGCAGACUUAGUUGAUAGCUGCUGAAGGAGUGUGACCAACAGUAGCCCAACUGCAGAAAUUUAAGCAAACUUUCCAUGUGAGAUACAGGCCAAGGAAAAGAAUAAAGCUAUUCUCUGCACUCCCCUUCUUGUAGCCGUUUCUCUAUACACUGUAGAGUUGCAGAAAUAAAGGGAGAACCCACUUUUUUUUCCCCAGGAGACUCCAGAAAUAGGAGGGUUGUGUAUUUAGUGAAAAACUAGGUUUGUAGUGAAACAGUUAAUAUUUCAUGAAAGUAGAUAUUUUUAGUAUUUUUGAAGUACCACAAUUGUUCCUGGAUUUUCAAGGAAAGGCGCAUUACAUUUAGUCUUCCUUUCAAUAAAAUCAAGAAGUGAUUUUUAGAAAGCAGUCCAAAAUAGCACAAGAACAGCCAAAGGAGAGUGAAUAGAAAUUGACACCCCACCUCCCUUGCCCAUAUUCCUCACCCAUCUUUCCCCCUUCUCCCUGUGCCACCCUACUUCCUCAGAAUGAGAAGUUAAAAGGAGUAUGAACUCUGAUCUCGUGUGGAGAUGUUGUACAUCUUUCCCUGCGCUGGUGACUGCAGGCAAUAGUUCACCUAAAGCCAGUGCUAGCUGAAAACAUCUAUCCUUUCCAAAGUGAAGGAAAAGUUAACUUUCAGUGUCAAGUUUGUCCAGAACUAUUUUAAGUAAAAUGUUCCUGCUUGAUAGAACUGUAUUCAGAAUUUACUAAUGUCAGCAUUGAUGCAAUGGAUUUCAUUGUCCGGGUACAUGGGGAAAUGUAUCUACCUUAUAUCCAGCUGUACUGUAGAGCCACCUGCAGGCCUGUUAAUAUGUUCACGGUUAUUUCAUUUUUUAAAAAAUAAAAGUCAUUUACUGUAA
Messenger RNA from Pterocles gutturalis (yellow-throated sandgrouse), 2316 nucleotides. Its product is annotated as lysine-specific demethylase 3B-like. Gene Ontology annotation, biological process: regulation of transcription by RNA polymerase II. The annotation marks the transcript as partial. NCBI's taxonomy places the organism in Eukaryota, Metazoa, Chordata, Aves, Pterocliformes, Pteroclidae. The transcript is spliced from 8 exons. The record is from RefSeq and is a predicted model, not a curated record. Gene Ontology annotation, cellular component: chromatin; histone deacetylase complex. Gene Ontology annotation, molecular function: transcription coregulator activity; chromatin DNA binding; histone H3K9 demethylase activity.